Messenger RNA from Cariama cristata (Red-legged seriema), 1337 nucleotides. It is a transcript of the gene CFAP20DC, whose product is annotated as chromosome unknown open reading frame, human C3orf67. The transcript is spliced from 6 exons. NCBI's taxonomy places the organism in Eukaryota, Metazoa, Chordata, Aves, Cariamiformes, Cariamidae. The record is from RefSeq and is a predicted model, not a curated record. The annotation marks the transcript as partial.
GUAACAAAGACCUGGGGUAGCAAAAGUAAUAGAUCAUGCAGACUUCAAAGUUCGCGAAAGGGAAUUGAAGCCGUGCAAGACAUUGAGAGAUUGGAGCUAUCACUCUCGCCAUGCAAUGAUUCUUUAGAUCGAGGAGGCAAAAGAAAUACUGACCGAACAGCUAAAGAUGUAUGUCAAAAUGACUCUGCAAUUCAGGCUCAGAAAACAUCUGAGAGUGGAAGAGCAGAUUUUCAGCUCGCCUCACCACAAGGACCAUCAGCAGACAAGAGCAGUCAUAGUGGAUUAUCUCUAAAAAAUGAAGCCAAAAACACAUGGGAGAUAACCAGUGAUGAAUGGGUGUUUCCAGAAAGUUUCACUGAGAGUAUUCAGUUGGAUAGGAGUGAGCACUUCAUAGCUACUGAAGAUUCAACCUGCCAUAAUCUAACCUCACCACAGAAUGCCUCUGAAGAUCACAGCAAUGAAACAGGUGAUCACCAAGUGAAUAAUGAAGAGAUUUUCACAUUUUCAUCAAGACCUCGAUCAGCUCUUCAUGGGAAGUCUCCGAAUAUGUCACCACGAUGUUGCAUUUUCCCAUUGGAUUUGAAGCAAGACAGUAACAGAGUGCAUGGGAAAACUCAAAUUGAAGAUAACUUUCAAGGAACUGACAGCAGUGAAGAGGAUGAAAACAAUGAAUUCAUUCAGGGUACUGGGGACCUGGAGAUCAGCGACAGCAGGCAAGGAACAUCUGAUUCAGCAGUUUUUAAAGAGAUCCCAUUAGAGAGGAUGUCAUGGAGAAAUGAAUACUGGAAGAAUAAGGGACACAGCAAAUGUAACCUCAAAGAGACCAUCUUAUCAAAACCACAGAGUUCCACUGUGAGAAAAACAGAUUCUGUUAGCUCUCAGAGAAGCUUAAAGCCUACCCUUUCUCUUUCUCCAACUGGAAGUAAAUCUGAAUUCUUUAAAGUAAUUCCAAAUGGAUCUGAAAAAACUGAAAGAUACGAAGGAGUUUCUGGUCAAUUGAAAAGAUCCAUCAGUAAAAAAUCUCUCAAGAAAAUCUCAAGAGAAAAUUCAUGUCUGACAAUACAGACUUGUGAGUAUGGCUGGAAAAACUACCAGUCAAGUAAACUGAGUUCAUCUGAACUGCAGAUGCUGGCUAGCAUGAAGAGACAACAAAAUGAAGAAUUAUGGGACACUGGGAUCUCACAUGGGCUGAGCGCAUCACAGAUAGAUAACCUCAAUGUUAGCAUAAGUACAAGCAGUGAUGACACAGCAACCUGGAACUCUUGUUUCCCACCACCCAUCAGUCAGGAGCAUCACUAUCAGAAAGAAAUGAGCCCACUUUCUCAUUCCAACCCACG